AUGGGAUUAUUUAAAAGAUUAGGAUAAAUAAUUUAGGUAACUAUAGCUUUAUUAGUAGUAGGCUUAGUAUUGGCUACAUAUUUAUGGAUUCCUUCUUACUAAGGAAAGCUAUAUCAUAGUAGAAAUUAUGGAGAUAUCAACAUAUAUAGAGACGAAUUUGCAAUUCCUCAUAUUGUUUCAGAGAGUAUCUAAAGCUCAUUUUAUGGAUUAGGACAUGUUCAUUGCUAAGAUAGGUUGUGGAAUAUGGAUAUGUAUAGAAGAAUAGCUAGCGGUAAAAUGAGCGAACUCUUUGGUAAUAGCACAUUAGAUACAGAUAUUAUGAUGAGAGAAUUUGGAUUUAGAAGAGCAGCUGAAAAAAUGAGAGAUAAUUUGACUAAGGAUAUUUUAGAAACCAUUCAAGCUUAUGCAGAUGGUGUUAAUGAUUGUGUUGAUGCUAUGAAAAUUUUGCCUUUGGAAUAUUACAUCACUGGAAAUAAAUUUGAAAAGUGGGAUGUAGUAGAUAGUUUGUCCUUUGUCAAGUUGCUUAAUUUCUAACUUACUUCAGAUUGGAGUUAUGAACUAAUAAGAGAAAAGCUCAUCAAAAUAUUUGGAAAAAAAGUAGUCAAAUUAAUGAUGGUAAACAGAUAUCUCUUUGAUAAUACAACAAUUAUGACUGACGAAGAAUUAAAACUUAUGGGUCUUUAUUCUCCUUUUGAUCCCAAGAUAGACUUAGAGGAAGAUUAAGAUGCUGGAAGCUCAUUAUCAGUUGAAAAACUAGAAUUGAUUAUGAAGACUGGAAUUGUUUAAUUUUUGAGUGAAAAUAAAGGCUCAAAUGGAUGGGCUAUCCACGGAAAUCACACAACAACAGGAAAACCCAUUCUCGCUAAUGAUCCUCACUUGGAUAACCAAAUACCUGCAAUUUGGGCUCAAGCAGUUUUACAUUUUAAAACAAAAUAUGGUAAAGAAUAAACUGUUUCUGGAGGGUCAAUGCCUGGUAUUGGAGCUAUUCUUAGUGGUUAGACUAACUAUUUUGCAUGGGGUAUGACAACUCUGUAUACAGAUUCAAGUGAUUUGUAUCAAGAAAAGUUAAAUGAUGAAGGAGAUAAAUAUUUCCUAGAUGAUGAAUGGCGUAAAUUAAAGACUGUUAAGGAAUAAAUUAAUAUCAAAAGUGGUUAAGCCUAUAAUUUGACUGUAAAAUUAACUCACAGAGGACCCAUUCUCUAAAGGGAUUCUAUGAAUGUUUCUUUUGCUUGGAUAGGAUAUAUUGACAAUGAUAAAACAUGUGAUGGUAUUUUCAAUUUCUACCAUUUAGAUAAUUUUUAAGAAUUGAUAGAUUCUCUUAAUCUUAUUGAUGGACCAACUUAAGCUCUAUCAUUUGCUACAGUAGAUAAUCAUAUUGGAUUCUUCGGCAUGGGAAAGCACCCAAUUAGAUCAAACCCAUAUCAAGGUGCUUUCAUUCAAGAUGGAACUAAAUCAAAGAAUGAUUGGAUUAGAUUCAACACUGUUUAAGAACAACCUCGCUCAUAUGAUCCUCCUAAAGGAUAUGUUGUUACUGCAAACAAUAAAUUUGCAUCUGAUAAUACUUUAAAUAAUUUGUCUUUGUACGUAGCUUCUACAGCAAGAAGCAAAAGAAUAACAGAAAUAAUUGAAGAAUAUAUUAGAAACGGAACAAAAAUAUCUCCUGAGCAUGUGAUGAAUAUGUAGAGAGACGUCAAGGAUAGUUAUGCACAAAAAAUACACAGACAUUAUUUGAAUAUCUAUCAUAAAAAUAAGAGAGAUAUUCUCACUCCUGACUAAAUUUCUGAAUGCGAUAAAAUGAUGAAAUUACUGGAAAAAUGGGAUUUCUAUGCUGAAGAAAAAUCAGUUGGAGCUUCAGUUUACUACGCAAUCGACUAUUUUUUAAGUAAAAAAUUGCUACUUUCGUAUUCAGAAGAUAUCCUAGUUAGAUUAAAAGUUACAGUUCACUUCUUAUUUGAUCAUUUUAGAUUAAAUUAGAUUCAAAAUUGGUCUGAAGGAAAAAAUAUAGACGAAGAAUGGUGCAGAAAUGCUAACUCUACUCUGAAAGGAAAAGAUUGCAUCUAUAAUUUUGUUGUAUCUAUAAAUGAAGCCUAUCUUUUCUUGAAGGAAAAACUAGGAGAAAAUAUGAACAAAUGGUAUUAUGGUGAGAUUCACUAGCAUCAUUUUAUCCAUAUUCCCUUUUCGAAGACUCCUCUGAAAUCUCUUUUUGAAAGAUCAUAUCAAUCUAAAGGAUCAAAAUACACAGUUCAUGUUAGUGCUCUCGAUUUCUAAAAUGAUUCUUGGAAAGGUAUUUGGGGAGGUAAUUACAAGAUGAUUGCUUCUUUAGAUAAAAGCUAAGAUAGUUACUAUAUACUAGAUACUGGUGUUUCUGGUAAUCUUUUAUCGUCUCACUAUGACGAUCAAUAAUAAAUCUAUAAACAAGGCAAUUAUCUAAAGUAAAAUAGAAAUCCUAAGACAUAUUCUUCAUUUAAAAAGUUUAGUCUGAUCUCAUCUAAACUUACAAAAUAAAAAUCUUAAAAAGAUUUAUGA
Tetrahymena thermophila SB210 is the source of this 2526-nucleotide messenger RNA. Its product is annotated as peptidase S45 penicillin amidase. Gene Ontology annotation, biological process: antibiotic biosynthetic process. NCBI's taxonomy places the organism in Eukaryota, Ciliophora, Oligohymenophorea, Hymenostomatida, Tetrahymenidae. The transcript is spliced from 6 exons. The record is from RefSeq and is a predicted model, not a curated record. Gene Ontology annotation, molecular function: hydrolase activity, acting on carbon-nitrogen (but not peptide) bonds, in linear amides.